This is a messenger RNA of Mucor velutinosus, 639 nucleotides long. RefSeq lists its product as uncharacterized. The transcript is spliced from 3 exons. NCBI's taxonomy places the organism in Eukaryota, Fungi, Mucoromycota, Mucoromycetes, Mucorales, Mucoraceae. The record is from RefSeq and is a predicted model, not a curated record. Bases 1 to 639 code for a protein of 212 amino acids.
AUGGAUGACACAAAAAGCGCCUGGCAACAACAAGCACCCCCCCCCCCACCGCCAGAGUAUCAGCCAUCACCGCGAUCUGAUCUACCCUUCUCAUCCUCAUCACUGUCGAUUGCACAAAGCAGGUUUCAGGAAAAGAACAUUGUAGCAGAGGAAGAACAGCUACAGAAAGUAGAGGAUCAUAAAAGCUCAUCCAGCAAAUGGAAACUUUUUCUCCGCAUUCUCCAAUUGUUUUGUAUAGUAGGAUCAUUUGGAUUUCAAGCAAGUGCCAAUGUAUGGUCUGGUAGAACUUCAGUGCCAUUCGACAAUGUCGCACUACUCUAUUUCUUUUACGGCAUUGAAUGGGCCACCUUCAUUUGGAGCUCAUUUUGUAUCUAUGUUCAUGUGUCCUUGCGAUUCGACAGCAAGCAUGGUAAUAUAAAACCAGUAAUUGGGUUAGCCAUGGAUACACUAUUAGCUGUGCUACUGGGUAUAGCCAUUAGCAUGGAAAUUGGUGCUUAUACAUGUCCUGCUGGAGGAUUUGAUGGAUGGUGUAACUUUUAUAAUAUGGGCGUGAGCUUUGGAGUGCUUCUAUUCAUCACAUUUAGUGCCAAUGCUCUAUGGGAUCUCUUUUCUGGACUUUCUUGUUUGCGCACAAAAUGA